Messenger RNA from Dermacentor albipictus, 2317 nucleotides. RefSeq lists its product as uncharacterized. Lineage: Eukaryota; Metazoa; Arthropoda; Arachnida; Ixodida; Ixodidae. The record is from RefSeq and is a predicted model, not a curated record.
GCAAGCAAGCAAGACAGAGGGCAAGCAAGCAAACAAACAAGAAUGUGCUGUUCGCACCUUGUUCUAGCUGCCAUCGGAUUUGUUCUCCUGGCGCCUGCGGCAGUCGCCUUUCCGCACCUUCACGUCACAAGACUGGGAGAAGAAUCGAAGCCUUAUGUUUCUACCUCGACUGACUCAGACUCACCACGAGACGUCGAGGAUACCACAGAAGAAGAAACACGAGUUGGCUCCAGCAACGAAUCUGCUUCAACGGGACCGGGAAUGGCAUGCAGUGAGCACGACCACUGCGCGACUGUACUGGUGUGUUUGGCGUCCGGCACUUGCGGCUGCCCAGACCACGUGCCUGUGCUGGUGCGUGACGCGGGCAGCUACGCCUGCGUCUCGUCUCGGCGGCUGAGGGAGUUCUGCUUGAGCGAUGCCGAAUGCCGCCACGCCAACGAACAGACGCGCUGCGAGGACUCAUUGUGCCAGUGUCGAACUGACUUCUAUCCCUCGGUUGAUGGCUCGCUCUGCCUGCCAAAAAUAAAGGCAUGGAAGCCUCUGAAGAUUACCAUGUUCCCGGCGGUGCUGCUCAUAAUGGCGUUCAUUGUGCUUGCCUUUGCUGGCUAUACCAGGUUGAGCGCAGAUCCGCACGACAAGGCGCGAAUUGCUCCGGGCCUUCCGUGUUCACCCAGAGACACUAGUGAAUUUCGUGUCGAAAACCUGCGCAACUUACUCAAAACGUGCCACCUCAAAGAGCGCAUAAGCAGCCGAUUUCGAAUUUUUACCCUCAGUGCCACCCAAAUCUUUAGAUUUAUGCCGUCUCGCCAGGAAUGGUCGCGGUUAGAAGAGGACGUCCCUCAGUCAGGUGACUCGCCAAAUGCGGUCAAGCAAGAUGCCGUGUAUACCGCCCACGACAUCAGAGUCAAGAGAGAGAGAAGCGGUCCUUUUCAGUGGAACACCUUGGGCACCUCUCAUGAGUCGUCGCACCGUCCGUGGUCCUCCGUACGACAUGUCCUGCUGCAAGGGAGCACAGAUGCACUAAGACAGGACGAGUCUCCGCGUCAUCGCACGGAGGAGUCAAAUAAUGACCGAACGAGAAAACCAACACCAAUGCCAAGGACAAGAGUAGCGACGCUUUCAACGUAUACUUUGAUGCCCUGCCGCGCAGGGAGAAAAACCAAUUUAAGUUCAUCAGUGACCUCGUCAGCGACCAAAGUACCUGUUACGAACGCCUACGGAUACAGGGAUGCCGGUAUUACCGAUGCGCCACAACAAGACAGAGCGACAUGCUCCAUCAACCUUCAGCACUUGUGGCCGAGGCCUACAACGUCGUACAGGUUCACCGAAAGCGAGCUCUCCGGCGGGAAGCUCAGAAAACACUGGUCGGAACUAGUUCGACAGCCAGUUACCAAGCAACACCGCCGAGCCGCGUCCGAGGGCGUCGACUCGCUAGAUGUAAUCGACAAAGGAGAAACUGUGGAUUCCCGCUGUUGCUACGAAUCACCGACAACGUCGUCUUGCUGGUACAGCAGCGGAGCUAGUGACUGUUCCGUAUGGACCGCGGAUCCUUGGAUGACAAGCUUUGAGGACGAAGACACCGAACUUAAGGAUGUUUGGACGCCGGCAAGCAGCAGUCAGCCAAACUGGCCCGGCGAACACGCUCAACGAAAAUUAGUCGAUCGGAGAGCGAGGACGUGCGAAGCGUUCACCGUCCAGAUUGGCUCUCGCCCCGGAACUGCGAAGCCCGCGAUAGGAAAUGAGAUCGCGCAUCAAGACGUUGAGAUGCCGCAAUUCAUCUACAGGCGGUGGCCUCCGACCCAGGAGAGGACGCGCUGGCGCAGGAGCGUUCUUAUUUCGGACGGCACCACUUCAGCGGCACCCAGGUCUCCUGCGGCCGCUGCUUCGGCAGCUUCUGUCCAGGACAACGAGAGGCCCGGAGGACAGCUGAUCGGCAGUGGUGAGGGUGGUGGGCGAAGGCCGGCGUUUAUGGCUGAAGUGGCGACAAGUCGCUUUCGCCGGAAUGGUCUGCACGGAUUCCGGUUGCCGCCGCCACCCCGAUUUGACCGCGCAUCUCUCUCUCUCGAUGCUAGGCUCGCCACUGCGAUGCUCCACGCCGAGCGGCGCGUCAAGGGCAGCUCAUUUUAGUCGCUUCCGCUUAUGAGCUCGACCUAUUCAGUCGAGCUCGUAUAGGUGCGAACACGCCAUCGCGGUCCCACGUGACUGUCACGUGUCGAUCAAUGUAUCUGCCAGUGUGCCACGUAGUCGCUGUGCUCUCAAGCUUCAAGCGAGAGAGAGAAAGAAACACCUUUAUUGAUAUAAAGCAUGUGCUUGGUUA